Molecule: messenger RNA, 396 nt
Organism: Candidozyma duobushaemuli
Lineage: Eukaryota; Fungi; Ascomycota; Pichiomycetes; Serinales; Metschnikowiaceae
Exons: 1
Coding region: 1-396 (131 amino acids)
Source: RefSeq, a predicted model, not a curated record
AUGUUGUACCAUUCUCCAUCUUCAGCCCUCAAAUGUGCCCCCCUGGCCACGAUCACCGAAACUGAGGGAAUCAGUCAAGACUACGUGAAGCAGACAUUCACAGAAGCAGCCAGUGCCAAUACCCCAAGUGAAUCCAAAAUGGACUCUAAGUCAUUGAAAGCAGUGAAGAGCGUCGGCUCCCUGAAGUUUAUUGAGAAGCCCCUCAACAACUUGCCCAGUGGCUCUUCUACAGAGGUCCCAAAGGAAGGACUUGCGGAGAAUUCUUGUUUUGACGAGCUAGAGAAGGAGACGCUUCAGUGCCUCGAGGACCUUGAAGCUGCUUUUCAGGAGAGACACGAGAAGUAUGAAGCAGCUCUUUACCUCAAGGCAAUGGGCACCAUGAGUUGUCCGAUAUGA